Messenger RNA from Astrephomene gubernaculifera, 3699 nucleotides. The record is from the annotation of a GenBank genome assembly. NCBI's taxonomy places the organism in Eukaryota, Viridiplantae, Chlorophyta, Chlorophyceae, Chlamydomonadales, Astrephomenaceae.
AUACGAUAUUAAUGUUUUAAGCCGCAGCCACUGCUUCCGCUCCUGAAAGCUCCCACCGGAUUCCUCGGCUAGCAACAUCUACAGGGCAUGUACACACCUCAAUGCCUGCGCACUAAAGAGCUUCUUCUUUGUGGUUUCGGCUAGAUAGGAAGCCUUAUACUAGAAGUGCCUGGCUCACUAACGAGCUAUCAGGAAUCAUAAGGCCCUGAUGCACCGGAAUAUAGGCAGCGGCGGUAACGUGCGUGUGCGAGCUUGAGGCCGGAGAAAUGCGGGCGGCCUUCAUACUUUUUCUCCUUCUGGCUUCAUUGGUGGGAGGCGCCCUAUCAACGGACCUAUUCUUUACCGCUUUCAACUGUUAUACGAACGCUGCCAUUAACGGAACUGCCUACAAGACCAUCGGGAGGAGUGCCGGAGAAAGCGAUAUUGUAUACUGGAAUAAGAUUUACUCAGAAUGCGCUAAUGCCGGGGAUUGUUUUGUUUUCGACACAUACGGAAACCUUUACCGUUUCCAGUAUUGGAACAAGAUGGCGUUGUUAUACUACAGCCAAGACCAAGUGGUCUACCAAUACAGAUUAGAUAGGUCAACUCCAACAAGCUGUACUACUCUGGUUCAACAACCACCCUCACCUCCACCCUCACCUCCACCCUCACCUCCACCCUCGCCUCCACCCUCGCCUCCACCCUCUCCACCACCCUUGCUUCCACCUUCUCCUCCACCCUCGUCUCCACCCUCUCCGCCACCCUCUCCGCCACCCUUGCCUCCACCCUCUCCGCCACCCUCGCCACCACCCUCGCCGCCACCCUCUCCGCCACCCUCGCCUCCACCCUCACCUCCACCCUCACCACCACCCUCGCCUCCACCCUCUCCGCCACCCUCGCCUCCACCCUCACCUCCACCCUCACCACCACCCUCACCUCCACCCUCUCCGCCACCCUCGCCUCCACCUUCUCCACCACCCUUGCCUCCACCCUCUCCGCCACCCUCUCCGCCACCCUCGCCUCCACCUUCUCCACCACCCUUGCCUCCACCCUCGCCUCCACCUUCUCCGCCACCCUUGCCUCCACCCUCUCCGCCACCGUCGCCUCCACCUUCGCCUCCACCCUAUCCGCCACCCUCUCCGCCACCCUCUCCGCCACCCUCUCCGCCACCCUCUCCGCCACCCUCUCCGCCACCCUCUCCGCCACCCUCUCCGCCACCCUCGCCUCCACCCUCGCCUCCACCCUCACCUCCACCCUCACCGCCCCCGUCUCCCCCGCCUCCUUCUCCAAGGCCACCACCCCCACCACCACCGCCUCGAGCUAUUCACAGCUCUUCCCCUCCCCCCCCGCCACCCAGCCCUCCACCCCCUAGCCUGCCAUCCGUUACCCCCAGCCCCACCCCUCUGCCCCUCCGUUCACCACAAUCCCCACAAUCCCCACACAGCCCGCAGUCCCCUAGCAGUCCCCAGCCUCCCCCGUCCCCAAUACACAGCCUGCCUCCGUCUCCAUCACCUCUCACACCUGCUGUCUCACCCCCACCCCAAUCACCACGGCCUCCCACUCCACCACCACCAUCAUCUCAACCCCCUUCACCCUCACCACCACCACCUCGACCCCCCCCACUUUCACCGCCUUCACCUCUACUUCCCUCACCCUUAUCCCUGUCUCCUCGGCCACCAUCACCACCCUCGGCCCCACACCCCUCACCGGCACCAUCACCUCCAGCCAUGUACUGGGCUACCUAUGCCUCUGGCCCCAAUCCUCAGCAGCUUCAGACUGCCGGCUCUGCGGGCUUCAUAGUGGGGGCACCCGAGCUCAAGUUCAGGACCUCGCCAAAGGCCUGCAAACCCACAGCUGACGUCAGCUGGGUGCCGACUAAGACAGCCCCCCGCUACGUGAUGGCCUACUUCAACCAGACCCCCGCUGCACGGGGCGGUCAGGUGGCGGCUGUGGCGCUGUAUGUCACCAACAAGGGCACCCUCAACCCCGCCAUUGCCUCCAUCGACCUGCUGCUCCGGAGGGAGAGGGUGGUGACCGGUGGUGCCAACAGCAGCAGCUAUGAGCAGUGGGUGACCCUGUACAGAGGCAGUACAGGCCAGGUGCUGAAGUGUCCGGGACUCAAUUACUUUGCCGUAUCUGCUGCAACGGCCGCAACUACCCUGCAACUGUCUGAUGCGGCCGCCAUGAUGACAUCAGCUGAUGAGUUCAACACAGCGGUUGUGGUUGCCGUACGGAUUAACGUCAACGGGGCGACUGUUUCCAGUAAGUCACUCCUGCCGCACCUGGCAGCCGUUGGGCUGCAACUCUCGUGAGAGGGAAAACUUCGAAGUCUGUAACUCAUGGCAGCAUGCGGAUGUGACUUGGUGUGGCUCGGUCAUUGACGUGUCUGGCAACUUCGACUACUGGUGAUGACAGCAAGUUGACAACGGUUAACCUAGCUUCUUAGCGUUGACGACAGCCUUUGCUAUUUGGUUUGAUGGUUGGAAUUGCGUGCAGAUCGUUGAUGGGUGGUUAAGAUUUGGGUGAUUGGGGUGCGUGUAGUUUUGAGUAUGUCGGACGUAUCGUCGAGGUUUGGACCACUGUACUGUGAACAUGUCCCAUACACAGUCCUUUACCUGGCAUCGUUGAACAUGCUUUGACCUAACCUGUGGCUUACCAUUCUUUUCACGCCUACCCCAACCACGCACUGCACGCACAUACAGGUUUCCUUUACAAGUAAGCGCACUUAUCAUGUGUCUUUCGAAGCUUGUGUCGAUUAAUUUGAAACCUCUCUUUAGUGUUCUGCGGCGGCCGCUUCCCGGUGCAACUCGCGCGGGCGGCAAUCCAAAUUUGUUUUGUCUUGUUUUGUUGCAAAUUUGUUUUGUCUUUGUUUUGUUGUCGGCGCGUGCUAUUGUGUGCCCAGCAGGUUUAGCGUACAGCAGGUUUGCGCUCUGACUAUGCCUUAUCGUGCUGCGUAUACUAAACGCUAUUUACCGCAGUGUAUUAUUUAGUGACUAUGACUCAGUGGUCCUGCGCUGCACUGCUGAUGCCGAUGCGGGCGGGCCACCCUGGCGGGUCGGGCUGGCUCAAAUGUUGCAAACCACAUUGACGCCUUAUCACUCAGUCAGUUAGUUGUUUCCUCUUUAUCCUCCUCUUUACCCUGGGGUAUUGCCUUGGAACUGAUCAGUAGUACCUGCCAUUGUAUUAACACUCAACGACGCGCAGCACUUCCCCUUAAUGGUUUAUCAUUGAGAUGCGUGGGCUAGCGGAAUUGUAACAGUUGCGGCACUUGCGAAAUGCUUGACCGUUGCGGUUCGGUUGUCGGCGCGAUGAGCGAUUUGGACUGGCGAUGGCGACUGACGAUGUGGGUUUACUGUGUGGGUAACCUACUUGGCUCAGGGAUUUGGGUUCACUUGUGUACCGUUGCAGGGUGGUUAGGUUUUGGGUAACACUGUGGUAAUGGUGGUUUUGAAUGCGAUGGCUCUGCUCAGAAGCUGCAAGGUCUUUACAGUUCAUGCAUGUUUCGUAUGGGGUUGCUUUGCCGAGCUGGUUGGGUAUAAUGGCUGGAAACUGGUGAGCUGUCCUUGCUUGUUACUGCUGCUUUACGGGGGAGUGGUGCUACUGGCCUGUAGGUAUACCGAUGGUAGAGCUGGUCUUGGCUGACCUGAAGUCUUGUGCAUGUGAAGAGCCCCGGAGAGCGGCUCUUGAAUGAAGAGAGACGAAAAGGGAUCUCUACCUCAC